CCUGUCUAAGCCACGACCCUUGGUGAUUGAUGAUGUCAAGCCUUAAUUGGCAAAAUGGAUCUGCCUAUUGAAGCUCCUCAAUGAUUAAGGCUGUUUGAGCAGUUGGAGAACUUUCUGUCAGUGUCAAGUGGCAACUGAUUUGCCUAAAAACGAAUUUGAAUAUUAAUUUCUUCUUAAGUUACUAUCCUACCACUAACCGGUCUAGCACCUGGCAAAUAUUAUGCGACAAGCAAAGGCACCCGAUUCGGCUGGACCAGCGUCCAGGUUGAACGAUCAACGAGAAGGGAGAGGCCGUGUGAGUGAGUUGCAUGUGUGCAUCGUGGAGUAACACCCACCACUGGAAAACCUCAAAUACAAUCUGAGGCUCCUUUGCUUUCUGAACCACUCCUGACUCCACGCGGCCUGUCAGUGUCAGACACACAAACACACUCUCUUUCUCUCGCCUCAAUGCUAAUGGCAACCGGCUCCAACUCUCUUACUACUCUGCCCUUGUCAAAACUAGAAUUUCCUCUUCCACUGUUCUCUGCUCGACGAACCAAGCUUUCCGCGUCACCCCUCCCUUCAAUUUCCAAUCUUUCACGCUUCAGGCCAAAUGGGUUCAUUGUAUACUCCCUUUCAGGUGACCAUUCCACCACAGGUGAUCAAAUUCUAGACAAGAGCAGCCCCAAGCCUCACGUUCAAAGCUGUACAUGGAAUUGGAGGGGCUACUCUAUCCGCUAUCAAUGUUCUGGGAGCUGUGGUCCUGCUUUGGUUUUAGUGCAUGGUUUUGGAGCAAACAGUAGUCAUUGGAGGAAAAAUAUUCCAGUACUUGCAAAAUCACAUAGGGUGUAUGCAAUUGAUCUUAUUGGUUAUGGAUACUCAGACAAACCAAAUCCUCGGGAGGUUGGGGACUCAUUCUAUACAUUUGAGACCUGGGCUUCCCAAUUGAAUGAUUUUUGUAGCAAUGUGGUUAAAGACAAAGCAUUCUUUAUAUGCAACUCUAUUGGAGGACUGGUUGGUCUUCAAGCAGCAGUCACAACGCCACAGAUCUGUAGGGGUAUACUCCUAUUAAAUAUAUCUCUGCGCAUGCUUCAUAUUACAAAACAGCCAUGGUUUGGAAGACCUUUCAUCACAUCAUUUCAGAGUUUGCUGAGGAAUACUGCAGUGGGCAAACUUUUCUUCAGAUCCGUUGCCACACCAGAAUCUGUUAGAAGCAUUCUCUGCCAGUGUUACCAUGACACCUCUCAAGUUACUGAAGAACUAGUUCAGAGUAUCCUGCAUCCAGGACUAGAGCCUGGAGCUGUUGAUGUUUUUCUUGAGUUCAUAUGCUACUCAGGUGGUCCCCUCCCUGAGGAAUUACUGCCACAGGUGAAGUGCCCUGUUUUGAUAGCAUGGGGUGACAAGGAUCCCUGGGAAAGAAUCGAGCUUGGAAGCGCCUAUGGGAAUUUUGAUUCCGUAGAAGACUUUAUCAUCCUUCGUGAUGUUGGCCACUGCCCUCAGGAUGAAGCUCCACAUCUUGUGAAUCCACUUGUUGAGUCAUUUGUGGCACGCCAUUAUAAAUCUCCAGCUAGUGCUUCAACAACCAUUUAAAUCCAUGGUGGAGCUUUUGUUGCUACUCCUAUAUCCAUCAUUGGCAUUCAUGAUAUUCCUUUGCAAAAGGUAACUGCCAAUGCCAAUCACACACUGUACAUAAUUCAAAAUAGCAUGCCUAAAAGCAACUAAAAAGGUUCUCCUCGUGACUGCCUUUUAUAUGUAGCAUUUUCUGGAGGCUGAAUGCUGAGAUUUGCAACAAUUGUUAAUUGCAUGCCGCCGUGUCAAUUCUUGCCACCGGUGUUGUUGCACAACUCAUAAGCAAUUAACAAUGUUAUAUAGCAGUAAGCCUAUAUAUUCCUUAGCUCAGAAGGGGGAUUUUGUUUUCUUUUAUUAUGUUAAUGUUUGUUGAUAUUUGACUGCUUUUUCAAGUGCUGAAAAGACCAAUUUAUCUACAUAGGCAAAGCAUGAAUCUGAAGAAACCAUGGCCCUGCAAUAUUUCAAUGUGUUCAAAUGGUGGCAGACAGUAUAUGUUUCGAAGAGCUAUACUACUUUGAUUGAUAAUCUUAUGUGCUUGAAUGUGUGAUUGGAAGCGAAAAAUCAUAGAAAUAAAGCUACCACGAUGGCCAAACUAAGAUGAGGUGAUGAUUGUGUGAUGUUCUAGCAGCGUCGAAGAUGGUAGGAUUCCAACUGGAAUGUUGAAUCUGUUCUAACAAUAGUGAAAACAGGAGUAAGAAACAUUUUCCGCUAAAAUCUGGAUUGGUCAUUGGUGCCUGAGACACAUCAAGCUCAAGCGGACCCCAACUUUUCUUGCAAUCUUAAAUUAUCGGAUGUUGACGUCUUAAGAGUGUUGAUUUUAGUCAUAAAUGAUGUUUUUUAACACGAUUGUAAUAAGGUUUAAAUAAAUUAUCAAUAAUAAUUUGAAUUUAAACUCUUAAAGUUUUCAUGAUUUAAGUUUAAAAAGUUAUUGUAUCAAUGAUACUUGGAUCAAGGUCGUUAUAAUUGUUAUCAAAAUAUG
Theobroma umbraticum is the source of this 2527-nucleotide messenger RNA. Its product is annotated as alpha/beta-Hydrolases superfamily protein. NCBI's taxonomy places the organism in Eukaryota, Viridiplantae, Streptophyta, Magnoliopsida, Malvales, Malvaceae. The record is from RefSeq and is a predicted model, not a curated record.